Molecule: messenger RNA, 2079 nt
Organism: Penicillium macrosclerotiorum
Lineage: Eukaryota; Fungi; Ascomycota; Eurotiomycetes; Eurotiales; Aspergillaceae
Exons: 9
Coding region: 1-2079 (692 amino acids)
Molecular function (GO): oxidoreductase activity
Source: RefSeq, a predicted model, not a curated record
AUGAGGUCCAUCGAACAUAAUAUCAUCGAUACCGUUCACACGACCUUGGCCUUCCGAUUUAACCCAGCCCUCAGUGGCUGUGACCAUAACGAGGUCGGGAACCCGCAAAUACCCAAACGAGACAUCCAAGAUGUGGCUAUUCACGAGAUAUCUAGUCGCGAGCAGCAGUUUACACAUGACCUAGCAGGCUAUCAGUUCAUACAUCAUAAGUCUGAAGUUCUCGAUCUCGAUCUCAAAGACGAUGAAGUAGUCCCUUCGAAGUAUUACGACGAAGCUCCCAGUCUCGUGAAGGUCAUGUCAGAUUCUGGCUUGCGAUUCUUUGAGCAUAACGCUAAUUCCAAUAGUCGGCCAAAGAUCGACAAAUUCAUCAUCCCCCCAGCACAUGCCGUCCAUGUCGACUGCAGUUAUAACGACGCCCCGGAGUACAUACGCACCUUGCCAGAGCGACCUCCAGACUGGGAACGUGUCUCUCGAUUCCGAUGGGCAAGCUUCAGCUGCUGGCGACCGGUGAACAGGGUGACCCGUGGUGCACUUUGCGUUGGAGACAAGAGGACUAUCCCAGACAGUGACUUGAUAGAUGGCAGUACUGAUAUGCCCGUGGAUGGUCGGCAAAGGAGGGCGGGUUUUUUGUUUUCGGUCAACCACAACUCCGCGCACAGGUACUGUUACAAGAAAGAGAUGGAACCAGAGGAUGUGCUUUGGAUCAAACUUUACGAUAGUAAGACUGAUGGAAGAGCGAGGUGUUCACCGCAUUCGGCAUUCAACACGGCCGAUGACUAUGGUGAGGCCAGACAGAGUAUUGAGACCAGAUGCAUAGUUACCGCUCCCCUGAACAACCCACAUCCGACUCCGGUACCUCCGUUGCGCGGUUCGCCGCCAUCGCCACGCUCAUGGAAGAAGGAACUGGCCCUCUACCCUCCGAGCCUCCCCCCUCUCCCCUACUCGCUACACACCCGCAAGAAGGCUAUCGCUUUUUUCUGGAUCCUGUUUGUCGUCGAUACCCUAGGCCAGCCGCUGGUGCUGUAUUGGGCGCUAUGGUACGCCACGGAUUUGUCGCAUAACUUGGUGUUUUCAAUUGUGACGGCAUGCUUGGGAGGUAUCUCCGUCUUCGAAUACUUCUAUCGCCUACACAAUCUAUUUCGGAAAAACUCUCGCGCUCGCCCUCUCAACGCUCGGAAGUCAUGGCUGGACUUCUUCCACAUCAAUUUCACGAUCGUAUGGCUCAUUUUGGCUGUCGAGCUUAUCGUUGGAACUGUCCCUGAGGAACCUUAUGUGCGCCUUGUGGCUAUGGUUCUACCAACUGUCAUGUUCUAUUUUGGCUUCGUCCAUCUCACGCUCGAUAUUCUGCGCAUGGCCGGAUUCAAAGCGCCCUUCCGAAUCUCCUCCACUCCCAAAGGGUCUGUUAUGCCGACCGCAUUAUAUGCUCUCAUCGAGGAUGUCGUGGCAGUUGACGGAGGAGGCGGUCAGAUGUACCGAUAUGCGCUCCGAACGCGCUACCUCUCUAGCCCUUACUUCCGCCGAAUGCUUUUCGAGAUGAACUGCUUCUGGAGCGGUGGGUCCAUAAUCUGCGCCGCCGCCAUCACCGCAGUUAUCUUCACCGUUUCGGAACCCGUUGCGUACACGCUGGGCUGGUCCCUGCCAUUCGCCUGGGCCGGUAUAUGGACCUUGAUCACCAUCCCUUGGGUCCAAAGUGAUCUUCGUCGUGAGAAGAAAGCGUGGGCCGAGAAUCGUGGCCAGGGCGGCAUUCCUUGGACGGACGACAUUACGGCGCCGACCGCACGCACACGAUUCGAAUCUGUUCAAGAACGCUUUCCCAACCUCCUUCCGUGGGUGCGAGAGAAACAGAGCGCCCCGUCAACGCCCUCCGCAGAUGGCGUCGUCAUGAACAAAAACCCCGAAAGCUUGCCCGAUGAUAUCCACGACGGCGCUGCCGAAUCAGUCGGGCGCGCCUCCGACGCCGCACCUGACGGUGCUGACGAUGCGCCAGCAGGUCCUGAUACUUCGACCCAUACACCUGACGCUGCUCUGACAGGCACUCCCAACCAUUCCUCCGAGAUGCCGUCAACACAAAUAAACUGA